AUGACUGUCGAGAUCAUUGAGCUCAAACAAGAGACUGGGCUGUCCUCAAUCGCUUUUUGUUUCUGCGAGAUAAUCAACGAUUUUGGAAAAGACACAGAGGAGAUUGCGAUGGAUUCGACUUGGAAAACUAAUGCAGCGGGAUAUAAGCUGUAUGCAAUUGUUGCUGAAGCAAAUGGCACCGCUCUACCACUCGCAUUUGUCUUCACUACAUCGACAGGUGACGAUGCUGCAGAGGGUGCCAAAGACCGAAUGCUUCAACAGGUUCUGGGUGCAGUCUCUCGAAAAUGUCCAAAUAUUCAGUUCGUGCACACAGACAAAGACAUUAGUGAAAUUAAUGCCGCUAAAACCGCAUUACCUGGUACCAAACAUCAGCUUUGUAUGUGGCACAGUCCUCGAUAUGUGAAGGAGCGACUCGCAGAGGACAAGCGGCCUGCUCAUUACGAUCCUCGCAAAGCACACAUGGUCUUGGACUUUAUUGACCCUACCUGGGCACCUGGGAUUGAUCGGAUUCAAGAAGAUGCUUCUCAGCAUGAACAAAACGACUCGGAGCAGGAGGAGGAUAGCAACAAUGUGAACGGUCCAACUAAGACACUGCUUCCUCCGAUAUUCGUUCUUACUCAGGGCGACAUCCGUCAUCCAAUCUAUCCGAACCCACCUAAGGCUCGGAAGACCGAUCUGGGAGUAUUCUGUCCGCCAGAACAUUGUGAUGUCACUCUCGACCUCUACAAGAUGCACGGUAGACUACAUCCGGAGAUUCCGGUGUACGAGCCGGAUGAUCCAGACUCAGAGGAGCCAAAUCCAUUUCUCUCCGCCGACGCUAUCUAUAAGUCUGCUGUGUACAACAUGUACUUCCACUGCUUCGAUCUGGAUCUCUUGCAGCUCUGGGCGUAUAUGUGGAACCGGUGGUACUCCCCCGCUCAGUGGAAACUCUGGGCGCGAGCAUCAGAGCCGACAAUCCCACGUAUCAAUACCACAAUGAUUGUCGAGAGCCUCUGGAAACACGUGAAGCAUCGGGAUCUCGCAGAAUUUAAUCGACCGCGACUUGAUUUGGUUACCCACGUCAUAAUCCUUAACCUUCUUCCUCGAAUCAAGCGGAACCUGGACAGCAUUCGCAAAAUGCGCCGUGCUGGACGUGGCCCGACUCUUGUUGGGUGGCAGAAGGACUUCCGUGCUACGUGGGUCGAUCUCAGCAAGUCAGAUGAUCAUUGCCUCACCGAAAAACAACUGCGCUGGCUUAGGAAGCCGAAGAAUACCAAGAAUCGGGAUGAGAGGCUCGCCCAGUUGGAUCAAGAGAGUAAGCGCACUCAUGGCACAUAUUUCACAUAUGUGGACAAAUGGGUCUGCAGUUGUUCCGCUUUCUUGAUGAGCCGUUUUUUACUCUGCAAGCACCUCGUUCGGGAAGUUAACCAGACUUUGAGCAACAGCCCUCUUCGAGAUCUGGCUCUUUUUGCGAACUUGCGGCGCAAUCACUUCCCUCCUUACUACGUGAUUCCCGGGAUCCACGAUAUUGAAGAGAACAAACCCGAGCCUGUGUUGAAGCUUGUUUGUAUUAGCGACUAUCACAGUAUGUAG
This is a messenger RNA of Mycena citricolor, 1572 nucleotides long. NCBI's taxonomy places the organism in Eukaryota, Fungi, Basidiomycota, Agaricomycetes, Agaricales, Mycenaceae. The record is from the annotation of a GenBank genome assembly.